AUGGGCAGACAGAACCCGUCCAGACUCGUGGACCUGGCCGCCCAGAGCCUUUUAGAGCAUGAAGCCGCUGCCAUGGCCGCCCUGCAGUCACUUCCCAGGGAAUGCUUUCCACCGCUGUUCGUGUUGGCGGUUGCGAGGAGACGCUGCAGGACGGUCCAGGCGAUGGUGGUGGCCUGGCCGUUCCCCUACCUCCCCCUGGGGGCGCUGCUGGAAGCUCCGCAGUGUGAUCAGGACAUCUUGAAGGCUGCCCUCAAUGGCCUCGAUGUGCUGCUUGCCCAUGACUUUCGACCUACACGUUGGAAACUCCAAGUGCUGGACCUCAGAAGCGACACUUACACCAACUUCUGGCACGUGUGGGCUGGGCUGGGGGACGGGAUCUCAGCGAGCCCCUUACGGGAGAGUGGGGCUGCGCAGCCCAGCCCAGAGAGGCACAGAGUGCGGCCCUCCAGCACAGGGGAGAAGAAGCAGUGCUCCGCUGAACCGGGAGUCCUGGUGCUGCUGUCGGACCUGUGCUUCACGGAGCCCUCUCCAGAUGAAUUGCUCACUUUCCUUGUGAAGAGGGUCGAAGAGAAGAAACUACUACCACAACUGUGCUGUCGGAGGCUAGAGUUUCUUGCUGAGCUAUUGAGAUUUCACAUUGUCAAAAAGAUCUUUGAUAAGGUACACCUAGACUGUAUGGAGGAGGUAGAAGUCAGCUGCCACUUGCAAUUAGAUCACAAGGCUAAAUUUACUCAAUGCCUGCGGAAGAUGGUUCAUCUGAACAGCUUGUACCUUGGUCGAGAUUUUCUUGACCACUGGACCCACUGGGACGCAACAGUGGUAACGAGCCUGUUUGCUCAAUUCUCCAUCGUGUUCUUACACCUGCAGCAUCUCCGCCACCUCCACAUACACUUAACCAGCUCUCUUCCCGGUCAAUUGUAUCAGGUCUUCAGGUACCUGGAGGCCCCACUAGAGUGCCUCUACAUUACUGAUUCUUGUAUGACAGGAUCUGACUUGGAAUACUUGUCCAGGUGUUCGAGCACCUGCCGCCUGAGUAGCCUGCAUCUCAGAAAUGUGCAGAUCGUAGGUGUAGCUGCUGUGUUCCUCAACAUUCUGCUGGAGAGAAUCUCAGGCACCCUGAAAAAACUGGACUUGAGCGGCUGUGGCAUGACUGACAUCGAGUUCACAGCCCUCCUGCCUGCCCUGGGCCGAUGCUCCCAGCUCGAUUUCCUCAGGUUCAGUGGAAACUCGCUCUUGAUGGACGUCCUGGAGAGCCUGCUGCUGUGCACCCUCCCUCAGAACAAGAUCACGAUGCUGGAGGUGCCGCUCCCUCGGGAGUGCUGUGUGAGCUGCGGAGGAAUGAGAAUCAUAGACAUGAGGGCUGUGCAGAAUUGGCUGGAGCAGCUGAGUCAGGUCCUGGAGGACCUAGGACUGGAGUUGGACUGCCCAGCCCAGGCCGCCUUCCUUAGGCGCUGGCUUGUCCUGAGGGCCGUCAAGUCCUCCAGCUUCGCUGCUGACUUCCGGCUCAUCCUCCCGCUCAGCAGGGCUUCAACCACCCUGACCAGCUGCCCUGGUUGUCCUGCAGGGCCUGUAGGGGUGCAGGCUCCCUUGGUGCUGGAAUACCAGGGUGUCCCCGACCCGCCUGAGUGCUGCAUGGCCACCAAGGACAUCCAGGAAAUCCACACUGGGAGACUUUCCCUGGGCUGGCAGCCCGACUGGGCCAAGUCCUGCUGGACCAGGGCUUUGGGGCAGCCGUCAACAGGGUGA
Elephantulus edwardii (Cape elephant shrew) is the source of this 1746-nucleotide messenger RNA. RefSeq names its product melanoma antigen preferentially expressed in tumors-like. Gene Ontology annotation, cellular component: cytoplasm. The record is from RefSeq and is a predicted model, not a curated record. Lineage: Eukaryota; Metazoa; Chordata; Mammalia; Macroscelidea; Macroscelididae. Bases 1 to 1746 code for a protein of 581 amino acids. The transcript is spliced from 3 exons.